AUGAACCAUUCAUCGAAAAGUAUUCCGGUUCUACCAGCUUUAUCUACUCAAUCAACAGAUGAUUUUUUUCAAUCACUAGAAACAAUAACUGCAUAUAUCAAAGAAUUUUCGUUAAAAGCAUCACAACCUCCACAAUCACCUCCUACCGAAUAUAAUCUAUAUUAUUCCGAAAAUGAUUCUUCCUUUGAUUCUGAAUAUUAUUCCGAUCGCACUGAAGACGAAUAUGAUUCCGAUUACUUUUAUGGGGAGUUAGUGGCCCCUGAACAGCAAGUGCAACCAUCAUCAACAUCAUCACCAAUGAAGGAAGUUGAAAGUAUUGCGACAAUUUAUGAGGAAAGGACAUCAACGAAGAAAAUCGAUAAAAAACCCGAGGCGCAUGUUGGAAAGCUCAAUGAGGACUUUAAAAAGGUUGAAUUUUACGAUAUUCCUACAAGUAAGAAUCUAUAUAAUGAAGCAGCCUUGUUUGCAACCAAUUCAACGCUCGGCUUUGCUGGAACUUCCCGUUCAAACGAUUUGAUUUCUCCCCAGAAAUUUGAUGACUCUAUUUACGUUUUCAUUGAUAAUUCCAAUAUUCUAGUUGGAUUCAGUACAUAUUGUCAAUCUAGAUUGAGAAAUUGCAAUCCAAGGGUUAAAAAGAUACCCAUGUUAGAUUAUGGUGCUCUUUUCAAAAUCAUAGAAAAGGGAAGAAAUGUCAAACGUAAAUGUUUAGCAGCUUCUAAACCAUUGUCUCAACCACUCAAACAAGCGGAAAAAGCCGGUUAUGAAUGUUCAGUUUUACAACGUAUUAACCAAAGAGAACAAUGUGUCGAUGAAGUUCUCCAACUCAAGAUCUAUAAAAUUUUGCUAGAGACCCAAGUGCCAUCUACUUUGGUCCUCGCUAGUGGUGACGGAAAUGAUGCUGAAUAUAACGAAGGAGGCUUUUACAAAUGUAUAAAAAACGCUUUGGAACGUGGUUGGAAAGUCGAAAUUAUUAGUUGGAAACGUCAAUUGAAUAAAAACUUUACACAGCUUUCGAGACAAUGGAGAUCAUCCUGCCAAAUCAUCCAUUUGGAUACGUUUGCCUCAAAAUUGGGAUUUAAGAUGUGA
Messenger RNA from Funneliformis geosporum, 1086 nucleotides. The record is from the annotation of a GenBank genome assembly. NCBI's taxonomy places the organism in Eukaryota, Fungi, Glomeromycota, Glomeromycetes, Glomerales, Glomeraceae.